AUGGAGCAGGAUGAAAAAGAAAAUGUUACAGCAGAAAGAAAAAUGAUUUCUCAGAGUGCACUAUUAGACAGUGACACAGAAACUGAGGCAACAGCAGCAGCAGUCAAGCUGAAACUUCUGCACCAAUUACGCAAUCUGGAAAGUGAUCAGAGGGCUUACCAUGAAGAAUCUGAACGUACCAUCAUGCGUCAACUACGAGAGCUAAAUAUAUUGCAGCGUGAACAUGAAAAUCUUGCAACAAGCAUAGCCCUUGUCACAGCUCCGCAGAAUGUACAGAAGGAUGUUAAUGAUUCAACACAAAUAAAGAUGUUGUUACAAAGCAAAGAGGAAUAUGACUGCCUUGCUGAACAGGAAAAGAGUCUGAUUUCUAAGCUCGAUGCUCAGAUAAGAGACCAAGAAGAUAAAAUUAACAAACAAAAGAUGUCUAUUGGAGGACUAAGGAGUGUUCAUCAACGACGCAGACAUUUGCAAAAGCAAAUACAGACUUUGGAGAAUCAACUGAACUUGUCAACUAUAAAGUUUAACACAAUUCUGACUGAAAAUCGGAAGCUUCGUGAAGAAAUCAAUAUCCUGAGGGUUAAUAAAGAAAUUUAUACCAAACUCUACAAUAAGCUCAGUACGAAACUACAAGAACAAAAAAAAAUAAUGAAAGAAAUUGUUGAGGAAUCUGUGCAAGCUUAUGACCAACGGAUGGAGGCAGAAACAAGAAUAAAUGCUGUAAAGGAACGAAGUGCAAAAGACAUCCUACUGUACAAUACAGAGAUAAAAGAACUAAUGCGUAUUAUUGAUCAUGAGGCAAAGCUGAAAGACUUUAUGCUGAUUAAAUUUCGACAACUUACAAGAGAAGAUCACUCCAAGGAUAAAAUUGGCAAGAAAACAGCACAAGAAAUUGAAUAUGAGGCUUAUGAAGAAGUAUAUAAUCAACUCAGAAAUCUAACUGAAAAAGACAACCUUUACAGUCUAGGCACUGACUUUGUUGCCACAGAGGAGAAGAACUAUGCGCUGUUUAAUUUUAUAAAUGAAAUUAACAUUCAGCUGGAACAUAAACAAGAGAAGAUCCAAAAUAUUAAGAACGAAAUAUUGCAAAUUGAAAAUCAACGCAAGCAAAGUGAGGAAGAAUUGCAUGAUUCAAUAAAGGAAAUAGAGGAUGCUCUGGAAAAUACAACCCAACAGAUUAAUAAGUAUGAAAUUAUGCAAAUUCAAGUUAACAAAACACUAGAUGAACUGAAAUCAAACAUAGAGUCCCUUUGCAAGAAAAUAUAUUGCGAUCUAUCCCCGAUCCAGCAGAAAUUAUGUGGUAAUGAUGGCAUCUUAAACUACAAUGCACUAGAGUACUUAGGCAUAAUAGAAAGAAAAUCCAUUGAUAUGCUACAGAAACAUAUGCUGAUACUCCAAAUAGCAGAAUUGCAAAAGGAAAGUCCCCCACUUAGUCCUGAAAGUAGUGCAACAAGUAUUCCAACAGUGAAUAUCCUGACAGCUGGGACAGAGCUGAUCAAGUUCAUGAAACCCAUAAAAAUCAUUCCACCAAUAAUAGAUGACGAGGUUGAAGUUGAGACAGAGAUAGAAACUGCGUAUAACAUUGAUAGCAAAAAUGGUUACAACCUACGCCUGUUGUCUGAAAAUGAACUUUAUGACCAGUAG
This is a messenger RNA of Stegostoma tigrinum, 1641 nucleotides long. Its product is annotated as coiled-coil domain-containing protein 63-like. The record is from RefSeq and is a predicted model, not a curated record. Gene Ontology annotation, biological process: cilium movement; outer dynein arm assembly. The transcript is spliced from 11 exons. Lineage: Eukaryota; Metazoa; Chordata; Chondrichthyes; Orectolobiformes; Stegostomatidae. The coding region runs from base 1 to 1641 and encodes 546 amino acids. Gene Ontology annotation, cellular component: axoneme.